CCCCUCCCUCUCGGAGGCGGAGCCGCGGCCGGGUUGGAGGGGGUCCGUGGCGCCCCGGAGUUUCGGGCUCGGGCUGACCUCCUCCUCCUCCUCCCUCCGUUCCGCCUCUGUCUCGGCUCUUCCUGCCCCCUUUCGCCUGGGGCGUCCGGCAGUAAGGCAGGCCGCGGCGGGGUGGCCUUGGACCCGGCGCUGUGAGGCGCGGCGGCGCCCUCAGGUUUAAACGUGGAGCAUUAGAAGACAUCACAGUCUAAUAUGUUUGCUAGACUAAUUAUUUCCCUUUUCAACCGUAUAUGUUGAAGAAGCUUUGCAAAUUCAGCUAGUAAGAAAGAAAAGGACAUAAGCAGAUAUAAAGUAAAGAUUUGUCAAAGCUGAUGAAUUCAAAGUAUCAAACCCUGACUGAGUAGCAACCUGAAUGCUGUAAUGGCUCAAAUUUUCUGGGACAGUUUAAGUCAUGCAACUUCUAAUACAGAAUCUCCUGGUUCUUCUUAACACUUGAUUAGCUCCUACUACAGCAAAUUACAUAUCAUGGUUUGGGGUGACUUACCUAAUUUAAAAGAUAACUACACUUUGUUGUGUUCUUCAACCAUAAAAGAACUGGAGAUGGAUCUUGACUCUGGACUGGAAGAAGAUGAUACACAACCUGAUAGUCCUUCUGGAGACUCUACAAUAUUUGUUGCUUUUAAAGGGAACAUAGAUGACGAUGACUUCAAACAGAAAUUAAACAUCAUCUUGGACAACGUUCCUGACCUUUUAAACAUGGAAUCUGACAAAUUAAGAUUGAGGAAGGUGGAACCCUGGAACAGUGUACGAGUUACUUUCAAUAUUCCUCGUGAAGCUGCUGAGCGACUACGAAUGCUGGCUCAGAACAACAACCAACAGCUUCGAGACCUAGGAAUUCUGUCAGUUCAGAUCGAAGGUGAAGGUGCCAUCAAUUUGUCAUUAGCUCAAAACAGAGGUCAAGAUGUGAGGAUAAAUGGGCCUGUUGGUCAAGGCAACUCAGUACGAAUGGAGACAGGAUUUUCCAUGCCAGGAAACCAAGGUUUAAUACGAAUAAACAAUCCUGCAGCUGUCAUGAUGCAGCAGAGUGGGAAUGUGUCAUCAAUGAUGACAAGUACAGCUACCACUGAACUGCAGCCCAGAACACCUCGUCCAGCAUCUCAAUCAGAUGGAAUGGAUCCACUCUUGUCAGGGCUAACUAUUCAACAGCAGAACCAUCCACCUGGAUCUGUAGUGCCUCAGCUCCAUUCAGUACAGCAAGUUCCUGUUAACAGGCAAAUAAACCCAGCCAGUUUCCAGCAAAUGCAAGCACAGCAGCACCAGCAGCAGCCACGGCCUCCUCAGCAGCAGCAGACACAACAGGGGAUUCGCCCAUCAUUUACAGCCCCAGCUCAGGUUCCAGUUCCUUCUGGUUGGAACCAGGUGGCUGCUGGAACAGUCCAGCCUCCUCCAUCCCAAGGAAACAUGGGUACAUUGACAGUUAACCAGGGGUGGAAAAAGGCCCCUUUACCUGGACAAAUGCAGCAACAACUUCAAGCCAGGCCAUCUUUAGCAACUGUACAAACCCCCUCCCACCCUCCACCUCCAUAUCCUUUUGGAAGCCAACAAGCUCCUCAGGCACACACAAACUUUCCUCAGAUGAACAAUUCUGGGCAGUUUACUGCUCCUCAGAUGAAGAAUCUUCAGGGAGGGCCCUCACGGGUCCCUACACCAUUACAACAGCCCCACCUGACCAACAAGUCCCCUGCCUCCUCUCCCUCCUCCUUUCAGCAGGGCUCUCCUGCAUCUUCCCCCACUGUUAACCAAGUACAGCAACAAAUGGGACCAAGACCCACCCAGAAUAAUAACCUCCCCCAAGGGUUUCAGCAGCCUGUAAAUUCUCCUAGCCGUAAUCCUAUGGUGCAGCAAGGAAAUGUACCUUCUAAUUUUAUGGUGAUGCAACAGCAAAACCAGGGUCCGCAGGGUUUACAUCCGGGGCUAGGUGGAAUGCCCAAACGUCUGCCACCUGGUUUUCCUUCAGGACAGACAAAUCAGAAUUUCAUGCAAAGUCAGGUGCCUUCUACAGCACCAGGGACACCUGCAAGUACUGGAGCACCCCAACUACAGACGAGUCAAAGUGCACAACACACAGGCGGCCAAGGAAAUGGUCUUUCACAGAAUCAGAUGCAAGUGCAACAUGGUCCUUCAAAUAUGAUGCAGAGCAAUUUAAUGGGACUCCAUGGGAAUAUGAACAACCAGCAGGCAGGCAACAGUGGCGUUCCACAGGUCAACAUGGGAAGCAUGCAGGGCCAGCCUUCCCAAGGACCACAGUCUCAGUUGAUGGGGAUGCACCAACCGAUAGUAUCUACCCAAGGACAGAUGGUGAACAUUCAACCUCAGGGAUCUCUAAAUCCUCAAAACCAGAUGAUACUGUCUCGAGCUCAGCUCAUGCCACAGAGCCAGAUGAUGGUCGCUCCUCAAAAUCAAAAUCUUGGUCCAACACAGCAAAGGAUGACUCCGCCCAAACAGAUGCUUCCCCAGCAAGGCCAGCAGAUGAUGGCUGCACAUAAUCAGAUGAUGGGACCCCAAGGCCAGGUAUUGCUACAGCAAAAUUCAAUGAUGGAGCAGAUGAUGACCAAUCAGAUGCAAGGAAAUAAACAGCAGUUUGGUGCUCAAAACCAGUCCAAUGUUAUGACGGGGCCAGCUCAGAUCAUGAGAGGACCAACUCCCAAUAUGCAAGGAAACAUGGUGCAAUUCACAGGACAGAUGAUGACUCAGCAAGGCCCUGUGAAUGGCAAUCCUUCUCAGGUUAUGGGGAUUCAAGGACAAGUUCUGCGACCCACGGGACCGACCCCUCACAUGUCGCAGCAGCUGGGUGAUGCCACCACUACAACCAACAGUGAUGUGAAUUUGUCACAAAUGCUACCUGAUGUUUCCAUGCAACAAGGAAACAUGGUGCCUCCACACUUGCAAGGGAUGCAGGGAAACACCAGUACAUCAGGGAGCCAUUUUGCUGGACAUGGGAUGGCUUUCAGUGCCCCUUUUAGUACAGCCCAAAAUGGAAAUCAGAUUUCCUGUGGACAAAAUCCAGCCUUUCCUGUCAAUAAAGAUGUCACGCUAACAAGCCCAUUGUUGGUAAACUUGCUGCAAAGUGAUAUAUCUGCAGGGCAUUUUGGUGUGAACAACAAACAGAAUAAUCAAAAUGUCAAUAAACCUAAGAAGAAAAAGCCUCCAAGGAAGAAGAAAAAUAACCAGCAAGUAGAACAAAUUAAUGCUUCAGAACCACGACCAGCGAGCCUCGAAGAAACAGAUCAGCCAUCGCUGCCAGGAGAGCAAAAUGUAAAUUUGGAUAAUAUGGGUCAUAAGAUUUCUGAAUUCCCAAACAGACCUCCAGGCUACCCAGCUCAGCCAAUGGAACAAAGAUCUCUUCAACAGAUGCCACCACAGCUUUUGCAACAUACACAGCAGCAACCACCACCAUCACUACCACCACCCACACCUCAGCAAGCACAGUCCCAACAGCAGCACCAGCAACAGCAACAGAUGAUGAUGAUGCUCAUGAUGCAACAGGAUGCUAAGUCAGUCAGAAUGCCUGUUUCCCAAGGCAUUCAUCAGCCGAGGGGCCCUCUGAAUGUAGAGGCACAAAGGAUGCCGGUGCAACAAGGGGGCAACAUGUCAGUUAUGGUCAGUCUCCAAAGUACAGGUGGAGUGCCCCCAUCUCCAGACAAGCAAAGAAUUACAAUGGCAAGUAAUCAGACUCUGGUGAACAAUGUGCGAAAGAUGGGGUAUGCAGAUAAUGUACAGAAUCCUACCAGCUCUCCUUUGGGAGAAGUCCCAUCAGUGCCCUCUGUUCCAGAAGGAAAUGGUCCUGAAGUUACCCCUCCAACAGCAGGGCCUCAAAACAACAUAGCAUCCCAUUUAAUAGUUUCGCAAAACCAAUUAAUGAUGGCAGGGCCAAAACCUGGACCAUCUCCAAUGUCAGUUCCUCAGGGUGCAAGCCCUCAACAGCAGUCCAAUUCAUUACCUGGUUCUCACUCACACCAUUUUCAAAAUGUCGCUACUGCAUCCCAGACAUCAAGACCAAAAACACCAAACAGGGCAAGUCCAAGACCUUACUAUCCUCAGACUCCUAAUAACCGUCCUCCAAGCACCGAACCAUCAGAAAUAAGCUUAUCUCCAGAGAGGCUUAAUGCUUCUAUUGCUGGUCUUUUCCCACCUCAAAUAAAUAUCCCUUUGCCUCCCAGGCCUAGUCUUAAUAGAGGAUUUGAUCAACAGGGUCUUAAUCCAACCACUUUGAAGGCCAUUGGGCAAGCACCCUCAAAUCUCACAAUGAAUAGUCAGUCAGGUUUUAUCUCCCCUCAGACCCACAAGUUAGAUCCUAUGACUAUAAAUUCAGGAAAGCAAACCAAUGCUGGUGGGGCAAAGCGAGCUAGUCCUAGUAACAGUAGGAGAUCCAGUCCUGGAUCCAGCAGGAAAACCACACCAAGUCCUGGUAGGCAAAACACAAAAGGAGCCAAAUUAACAUUGACUUCUCAGCAGAAUCCAGCACUCAUGCAGAACAUGGACUUACAGCGAAGUAUGAUGGUUGGCCCAACUUCAUUGCAACCACCUAUGCCUGGAAGUUUUCAAAAUAAUGGUAUGUUAACAACUCAGAAUCCCACUGUCCCCAUGUCUGUUAUGACUGGUAUUCCAGAGGAUAACAAAGAAAGCUUCAGUGUCUCACAAGAUACCACAUGUCAGAGCAUGCAGGUUAUCCCAGUGAAUAAAGAUCAGCACAACAUCGACCCAAAAGGUGUUCCCAGUCAAGAAAUCAAAAUUCUGGGCCAUGAAGAGCAACAGAAGAGAGAAACUCCUAUAGAAUCUAACAAGCUUCCUAGUCUUGAUGAAAACAACACUGUUAUCUCUCCAGCUAUGCGGGAGGCACCCACCUCCUUAAGUCAACUUCUGGACAAUUCUGGAGCUCCAAAUGUUACCAUCAAGCCUUCUGGUCUCCAUGGUCUUGAAGUGCCUCCAACAGUGACUUGUGCAGAUGAAUUUAAAAAGGUUUCUGCCAUUUCUCUUCCUCAGCAGGAUCUCUCAUGUAACAAAGAACCUGUUUGUUCAGUAAGUUUACCUCCAAGUACUGAAGCUUGUUCAACUCAGUCACAAGACCUGGGAGAAAUUAAUUCAAAUGUUUCUCAGAAUAUGUCUCCAGUAAUACAGAGGCCUGUUAGCUCUUCAUCUCUUUCUACAUCGCUGCCACCCAAUCAGAUAACUGUUUUUGUAACUUCCAAUCCCAUUACAUCAUCAUCUAACACACCGGCAUCUUUGCCUUCCCAUUUACAGCCUGCAUUAAUGCCAACUGUUGUCACUAUGCCUAAUGUGGGUAAUAAGGUUGUGACUUCUGAAGGACAGGCAACGGUUCAGUCCAAUGCUCGACCUCAAUUCAUUACUCCAGUUUUUAUAAAUUCAUCUUCUAUAAUUCAGGUUAUGAAAGGGUCUCAACCAAGUACAAUCCCUGCAACCCCAAUGACUUCCAAUUCUAAUUUAAUACCACAGUCUGUUGCAGUCGUUGGCCCUUUGCAUUUAUCACAGAACAUAAAGUUCACAUCAGGGCCUGCUCCUCCUAGCUCCUCUUCCAAUACAUCUGUCUCAAGUAUAUCUACAAACCGGUCAUUGGUCAUUAAUUCACUGGCAACCUCUAUUCCACUUCCUUCACCCUCACCAGCAGCCCCUUCAAGCACUUCUUCACAUCCAUCAGUUCAGCAGAUCAAAGAUUUUGACCCAGAGGAGAUGAGUUCUCAAAGCUCUGCAUCUGUGGAUCCAUGUGCUGAACCAUCCUCACAGUCUGGAACUGUAGUCUCCCCACCUCAUGCACAUAGUCCUGGAUCUGUCAACAGACGAAGUCCAGUGUCAUCUACUAAGGGGAAGGGGAAACUGGAUAGAAUUGGUCAGUUUUUGCUGACCAAAGCAUGCAAGAAAGUCACAGAUUCCUUUGAGAAAGAAGAUGACCAAUAUGCAGUGGAGGGAGAAAUGGAAGGGCAGGGACAAGAUGUUUCAAUUCCUAGCAGUCUGGAAAUGGAGCAGUUACCUGUUGAACUAGAAGACAAAUCUGCUGCAGCAUUGCCAGCUCCCACUCUUUUGAAUCAAAGCACUUCAGGGACUAGCCAUUUAAAUACAAGUGGCACUACUACUGUUUCUGCCCCCAUAUCGCUAAGCCAUCCAGGCAGCACUCCCUCCACUAAUGUACUCUCAGUAGUAACCACUCCAGUGAUCACUGGCAACAUAUCCCCAGUUCCAACUACCAAUGGCAAUCCUGGUAAUUUACCAUCUGAGCAAGCUGGGAUUGGACCAGCAGAUGAGAAGGCAGAAGCUCAUCAUGAACUGCCACAGAAUAUGGCUUCUUCAGGUCAGUCUCCAAUUGCCACACUGGAAAGUACUGUUCAAAGAACAGAACUGGAAGCAGAUUCUGCAAUUACCCUUGCCAGUGACCCAAAAGAAAGUUGUGAAAAGUCUAAAACUCCAAGUAGACGAAAUUCAAGGACAGAGGAAUCUGCUCUUGUGCAAGAAGCUGUAGAGAAUGGUCAGCGUAAAAGAUCCUCCCGACCAGCAUCAGCAUCCAGCACCACAAAAGAAACGAAUACUAGUGCUAUUCAGUCAAAAAGAAGAAAAUCAAAAUGAAUUACUGAGUGGAUAUGGAAGACUUGUAAAUGUGUGAAUUAUACCCAUAGCAAUUCUGAGCUGUUGAUUUUUUUUUGCUGUAUAUAAAACUAUCCCCCAAAUCCCUACAAUUCUGUAUAGUAAUUAAUUUUCUUAUUUUGUUGCUCCCAAUAAAUACAAAUGUGUUUUUUAAAAAAAAUAAUGAUGAGGGGAAAUUACAUUGUUCAAUUUUCUGAUUUUGUAAAGACAACACUUAGCACACUAGAUUUAGCAUGUUGUAAAAAAUCAGAUCAGAUAAUUGUAAAUUUAUUUCUACGUUUUCACUUUUCAUAGGACAAACUAGAGUACAGGGUUGUCUUUUUUAGAUACUAAAAUAAUGUAUUGUGCUAUUGGUCAAGUACUGUAUGUGAAUAGCAGUUAAAUGGGUUAUAAAUGGCCCAUUCUUGGAAGUGUAAAUAGUUUUAUUAUAUAGUAGCCUUGAUGUAUUUGUUUGUAGAAAAGGACCAGUGAAAUAAAAUGAAGUGGGGAGGGUUUGUGAAAUGUGGAUUACCUAGUGCUCUAAAUAAAUGUCAUUGACCUAUAA
Molecule: messenger RNA, 7198 nt
Organism: Anolis carolinensis (green anole)
Lineage: Eukaryota; Metazoa; Chordata; Lepidosauria; Squamata; Anolidae
Gene: ncoa6
Product: nuclear receptor coactivator 6
Exons: 16
Coding region: 526-6636 (2036 amino acids)
Biological process (GO): positive regulation of transcription by RNA polymerase II
Cellular component (GO): histone methyltransferase complex; nucleus; transcription regulator complex
Source: RefSeq, a predicted model, not a curated record